ACGAGACACACAACCGAAAGCCAUUUCUCCUAAAGACCACACGACAACUCAUUCAAUAUGUUGGAAGCGAGGCUGGAGCAGGCGAGCAUCCUGAAGAAGGUUGUCGAUGCGAUCAAGGAUCUGGUGCAAGACUGCAAUUUCGACUGCAAUGACAGCGGCAUUGCCCUGCAGGCGAUGGACAACAGCCAUGUUGCUCUUGUGUCCAUGAUGCUCAAGGCCGAGGGCUUCUCGCCAUUCCGCUGUGACCGCAAUAUCGCUCUCGGCGUCAACCUAACGUCGCUCACUAAGGUACUACGCGCGGCGCAGAACGAAGACAUCCUGACGCUCAAGGCCGAGGAUGCACCCGACGUCCUCAACUUGGUCUUUGAAAGCUCCGAGACGGACAGGAUCUCUGAGUACGACCUGAAGCUUAUGGAUAUUGAUCAAGAGCACCUGGGCAUUCCGGACACAGACUACGCGGCAACAAUCACGAUGCCGGCCUCCGAGUUCAAGCGCAUCACAACGGACCUGAUCGCCAUGUCCGAGUCCGUUACCAUCGACGCAAACAAGGACGGUGUCAAGUUCUCGUGCCAGGGCGACAUUGGCAACGGCUCUGUCACCCUGCGGUCACAUACCAACGUGGAAAAGCCAGCCGAGUCCAUCUCGAUCGAGCUCAGCGAGCCCGUCUCGCUGACUUUCUCCCUCAAGUAUCUGGUCAACUUCUGCAAGGCUUCAGCGCUCUCAAACUCGGUGAAGAUCUGCCUCUCAAACGAGGUGCCUCUCCUCGUCGAGUACAGCUUGGCAGGCAGCAGUUAUCUGCGUUUCUACCUCGCACCAAAGAUUGGUGACGAGGAGUGAAAGAGGCCGUUCAACUCAGAGGUUGAUGAAAAUGUUGAUACGACGGUCAUGUAAGGG
This is a messenger RNA of Canariomyces notabilis, 894 nucleotides long. Its product is annotated as proliferating cell nuclear antigen. The transcript has 5 exons. Gene Ontology annotation, cellular component: PCNA complex. Gene Ontology annotation, molecular function: DNA binding; DNA polymerase processivity factor activity. Gene Ontology annotation, biological process: mismatch repair; translesion synthesis; leading strand elongation. The record is from RefSeq and is a predicted model, not a curated record. Bases 58 to 837 code for a protein of 259 amino acids. Lineage: Eukaryota; Fungi; Ascomycota; Sordariomycetes; Sordariales; Chaetomiaceae.